Egretta garzetta (little egret) is the source of this 598-nucleotide messenger RNA. Its product is annotated as leukotriene B4 receptor 1-like. The record is from RefSeq and is a predicted model, not a curated record. Gene Ontology annotation, cellular component: plasma membrane. Lineage: Eukaryota; Metazoa; Chordata; Aves; Pelecaniformes; Ardeidae. The annotation marks the transcript as partial. The transcript is spliced from 2 exons. Gene Ontology annotation, molecular function: complement receptor activity; G protein-coupled receptor activity. Gene Ontology annotation, biological process: positive regulation of cytosolic calcium ion concentration; phospholipase C-activating G protein-coupled receptor signaling pathway; complement receptor mediated signaling pathway.
GGUCACGGCCACCACCAGUGACAGGGACACUGAGGAUCCACCAGCCAGGUCAGGGGCUCUGGGAAGGGACAUCCUGUCCCCACCCGCCAUCACGAUGUCCUCAUCCCCCACCAACGCCUCGUCGCCACCCAACGCCACAUUCGUCCCUGUCCCUGGCGCAGCGGUGGGGCUGACCCUGCUGUCAGUAGCAGUGGCCGUGGGGCUGCCAGGCAACGCCCUGGUCCUCUGGAGCUGUGCCAUCGCUCACCGUCGCAGCGUCCCCGUCCUCCUCCUCUUCCACUUGGCCUUGGCCGAUGUGGUCACCCUCCUCACUGGUCCCAUUUACCUCCGGGCCUUGAGCGUUGGCCAAUGGAACAUGGGCUUGGCCGUCUGCCGCGCGUGUCAUUACCUCUGUGCCGCUGCCAUGUACGUCAGCGUCUUCCUCAUCGCUCUUCUGGGUCUCCAUCGAUGCCUGGCGGUCUCCAAGCCAUCAACGGUGGUGGUGACGGCCAGUGGGCGCGCCGGACAGUUGGCUCAUGGAGCAGCGGCAGUGACUUGGUUGGUGGCUUCGGUGUUGGCCAUCCCAUCCAUUGUCUUCCGACAGGUGGCAGAUGGACAC